AUGUCAGACCGCGACUCCCCCGCGCCCGCCGCAGAGGCCAAACCACCGUCCCCAUCCCGGCGCUCAAGGUCGCGAUCCCCGCCGCGCAAGAACAAGAAGUCCAGCGGCGGCUUCAAGUGGAAGCAGAAGCCCUCCGCCUCCGGCGCCGACGACACCCGCCGCGACGACAGGCGCUCCAGGUACGACGACGGCCCGCGCGGCGGCUCCUCGUCGAGGCCCAGCUACCGCGACGACUACCGCCGCGACGACAGGGACCGCGACGACCGCCGGCCACCGCGCGACGGCAGGGACGCAGACAGGAACCGCGAUCGAGACCGCGACGCCCGGCGCCGCAGCCGUUCCCCUCGUCGUGACCGUGACCGGGACGAUCGGCCAAGGGACAGGGACAGGGACAGGGACAGGAACAGGGACGACCGGCCGCCGCGACGAGAGAGGAAGGACAAGGCGGCCGCGCCGGCCGCGCCACCCCCGGCGGCAGCAGACGGCGAGGAGAUGAUCAUCGUGCACGUCAACGACCGGCUGGGCACCAAGGCUGCGAUCCCGUGCUUCGGGUCGGACCUCGUCGGGCAGUUCAAGAUCAUGGUUGCGGGCCGCAUCGGGCGCGAGCCGCACGAGAUAUUGCUCAAGCGGCAGGGGGAGAGGCCGUUCAAGGACCACAUUUGUCUUGCUGACUACGGCGUCAGCAAUGGUGUGCAGCUGGAUCUUGAGGUCGACACCGGUGAUUGA
Messenger RNA from Diaporthe batatas, 726 nucleotides. Its product is annotated as ubiquitin-like protein HUB1. The transcript has a single exon. Lineage: Eukaryota; Fungi; Ascomycota; Sordariomycetes; Diaporthales; Diaporthaceae. Bases 1 to 726 code for a protein of 241 amino acids. Gene Ontology annotation, cellular component: cytoplasm; nucleus. Gene Ontology annotation, biological process: protein modification process; mRNA splicing, via spliceosome. The record is from RefSeq and is a predicted model, not a curated record. Gene Ontology annotation, molecular function: protein tag activity.